Molecule: messenger RNA, 3761 nt
Organism: Globicephala melas (long-finned pilot whale)
Lineage: Eukaryota; Metazoa; Chordata; Mammalia; Artiodactyla; Delphinidae
Gene: SLC4A11
Product: solute carrier family 4 member 11
Biological process (GO): monoatomic anion transport; transmembrane transport; monoatomic ion homeostasis
Cellular component (GO): basolateral plasma membrane; plasma membrane
Molecular function (GO): solute:inorganic anion antiporter activity
Source: RefSeq, a predicted model, not a curated record
GAGACCGUUGCCGGGUCGCCCCAGUGUGACCCCUGGCGCGUGCGGUUGGGGGCAACUGCACGUGUGAUGGGUGUUGAUGGCACCAGAGACCGACGUGAGAGUGAGAGCCGAAAUGUGCUGGAAGAGCCCCAGCCCAGUUACUGGGCUUGGCAGCGAAGGCUUGAGAGAGGGAGGCCGGCUUCCACAGGGAAGGUGGCCAGACGGGUCUCCUCCCUCCAGACUCCUGCAACAAGCGAAUCCUUCCUUCCUUCACCGGCUACUGUUAAUUACUCCUGGAGAAAACAUGCUGAAAACAUCUCCCUGUCUGCCUCGGUCCUUUCCCACCUGGGCAGCCCCUAGCAGAUGGGCUGAAGAAUAACAGGCCUGGCUUCCUCUGGCUCCUCAAGGAGCCCCUGUCUUGUACUGUCCCCUGCUCCUUUUUCUCCCAGGGUCUCUGGGAAGGGUAAGAAAGACUCAGCAGGGUUUGUGUGUGGUGGGCAGCAGAUGUGCCCUGAAGACUGUCCAGGGCUGGUGCAUGGAGCUGGUGACAAUUCUUUGGCUUGCCUUGCAGAAAACUCUUCUAUCAUGUCGCAGAAUGGAUACUUUGAGGAUGCAGGCUACCUCAAGUGUGACGCGGAUGAUGCCUCUGAAACCCGUGAGGAGAGCCUGGGGGAUGAGGCCUUCGACACGGUCAACUCCUCCAUUGUGUCUGGCGAGAGCAUCCGCUUCUUUGUCAACGUCAACCUCGAGGUGCAGCCCACCCAGUCCGAGAGUGAAUCGCCUGGAGGCUACGGUCUCCUACACACCUCCCGCAAGGUAAGUGGCCCAUUGACCGGAUGGGAGACAUUUGGUCCUGGGCCACUAGCUGGGGGUGGAGGUGGUUGCUUCCCUGAGAGAGCUCACACUGAUGCUGGAUCUCAUACUAGCCCAGGGCCCGGCUGCUGGGGCCAACCUCGCUGGUCUUCUCUCUGGGAAGCGGGUGUUGGGUCCUGGUGGGCAGGGUCAGCCGGGGACCACCACAGAGGAAGGACCCAGACAGCGACAGGUCCUUCUUAUUUAUGGACCUGUGUGGUUCGAUGUGUGGGGUCCCCACAGUACCUGAAGUUAAAGAACUUUGAGGAAGAGAUCCGGGCGCACCGGGACCUAGACGGCUUCUUGGCACGGGCCAGCAUCAUCCUGAACGAGACAGCCACCUCCCUGGAUGACGUGCUACGGGCCAUGCUGUGCCGCUUAGCCCAAGACUCCCACAACACUGAGCCCGACUGCAACUUGGACCUGCUCAUGGCCAUGCUUUUCACUGAUGCCGGGGCCCCCAUGGAGGGUAAAGCAGUUCACCUACUGUCAGAUACAAUCCAAGGGGUCACUGCUACAGUAACGGGGGUGCAAUACCAGCAGUCGUGGCUCUGCAUCAUCUGUACCUCCAAGGCUCUGCUGAAGCGGCACGUGUGCAUCAGCCGCCUGGUUCGCCCGCAGAACUGGGGGGAGAAUUCCUGUGAGGUGCGGUUUGUCAUCCUAGUGCUGGCCCCACCCAAGAUGAAAAGCACCAAGACAGCGACGGAGGUGGGACGCACGUUUGCCACGAUGUUCUUAGACAUCACCUUCCGCCAAAAGCUCCUGAAGACCCGCACGGAGGAGGAAUUCAAGGAGGCCCUGGUACAUCAGAGACAGCUGCUCACCAUAAUGAGCCACUGUCCGAGCAUCAGCACGAAGGACUACAGCAUGAGCUCCAUCUGCACCCACAGACCCCCGCAGCCCCUACGGCACAAGGACUUUCUCCCCAUCGGGAGGGGCAUCCGGGAGGACAUCGCCCGCAGAUUCCCUGUGUACCCGCUGGACUUCACUGAUGGCAUUAUCGGGAAAAACAAAGCUGUGGGCAAAUACAUCACCACCACCCUGUUCCUCUACUUUGCCUGCCUCCUGCCCACGAUCGCUUUUGGGUCCCUCAACGAUGAGAACACGAACGGGGCCAUUGAUGUGCAGAAGACCAUAGCUGGGCAGAGCAUUGGAGGCCUCUUGUAUGCACUCUUCUCCGGGCAGCCGCUGGUGGUGCUGCUGACGACUGCACCCCUGGCCCUCUACAUCCACGUGAUCCGUGGCAUCUGUGAUGACUACAAUCUGGACUUCAGUACCUUCUAUGCAUGGACAGGCCUGUGGAACAGUUUCUUCCUCGCGCUUUAUGCCCUCUUCAACCUCAGCCUGGUCAUGAGUCUCUUCAAGAGGUCAACGGAGGAGAUCAUUGCUUUGUUCAUUUCCAUCACAUUCGUGCUGGAUGCUGUCAAGGGCAUGGUCAAAAUCUUCCAGAAGUACUACUGUGGCCACAACCACGGGAACUACUACGAAGCUAGGUCUUCCCCGGUGAGCCUGCUGGGCCUCAGCCCCAGCCUCAACAGCAGCCUCCACGCUGCCCUCAACACCAGCCUCCUGGCCGGCCCACCAGAGCUGACUUCAGUGGGCAGCCAGGGCCCCGAGGCCCUGGCCCGGGACACAGCUGUGCUCAGCCUCCUCAUCAUGUUGGGGACACUCUGGCUGGGCUACACCCUCUACCAGUUCAAGAAGAGCCCCUACCUGCACCCCUACAUGCGUGAGAUCCUGUCAGACUGUGCCUUGCCCAUCUCAGUGCUUACCUUCUCCCUCAUCUCUUCCUACGGCUUCCAGGAGAUUAAGAUGAGCAAGUUCCGCUACAACCCAAGCAAGAGCCUGUUCGAGAUGGCCGAGAUGCACUCACUAUCCCUGGUGGCCGUCAGCGGCGCCAUGGGCCUCGGCUUCCUCCUCUCCAUGCUCUUCUUCAUCGAGCAGAACCUGGUGGCUGCCUUGGCUAAUGCCCCGGAGAACAGGCUGGUAAAGGGCACUGCCUACCACUGGGACCUCCUGCUCAUCGCCAUCAUCAACACCGGGCUGUCUCUGUUUGGGCUGCCCUGGAUCCACGCUGCCUACCCCCACUCCCCGUUGCACGUGCGGGCACUAGCUUUGGUGGAGGAGCGUGUGGAGAAUGGGCACAUUUACGAGACGAUUGUGAGUGUGAAGGAGACGCGGUUGACCUCCCUGGGCGCCAGCAUCCUGGUGGGCUUCUCCCUCCUGCUGCUGCCCUUCCCGCUACAGUGGAUCCCCAAGCCUGUGCUCUACGGCCUCUUUCUCUACAUCGCGCUCACCUCCAUCGACGGCAGCCAGCUGUUUGCACGCAUGGUCCUGCUGCUCAAGGACCAAACCUCGUACCCACCCACCCACUACAUCCGGAGGGUGCCCCAGAGGAAGAUCCACUACUUCACAGGCCUGCAGGUCCUGCAGCUGCUGCUGCUCUGUGCCUUUGGCAUGAGCACCCUGCCCUACAUGAAGAUGAUCUUUCCCCUCAUCAUGAUCGCCAUGAUCCCCAUCCGCUACAACCUGCUGCCCCAAAUCAUUGAAGCCAAGUACCUGGACGCCAUGGACGCUGAGCACUGAGGUCCUGACUACCAGGCCCUGGCCACACCCCAUUCGCCCAUCCCUCUGGGUCUUCCCAGGCUGGCUCUGUGGCUGUGUGUGGGUAUCUUGGGGUGCUGCUCUGUACUGCACCCCCUCACAGCUGUCCCAACUGGCCUAGGGAGUCUGGGCAUUGAGGGGGCUCCAAGGUGUGUGUCUGCUCCUCUUCCCAUUAGCCUUUUGCUUUGGGUCCGGAACUCUGCUCAGGGCAGCUUCUGCCCAGGGUGGGACUAAGCAGGACGGAUUUUCUUUUGAUAAAAGAGCCUGAAAGAGAAACCAUUUCCUUGAUUGUGUAAGGAACUUGCUGUAUGCACAUUAGAGAAUAA